UGUUCAUCGGAUUUAACAACCAUGUCAAGCUCUUUAAAGAUACUUGCUCUUUUAAUGCUUCUGAUAUUAUUUGUUAUCAUCUAUAAAUUAUUCUAUCAACAAAUUGAUACUCUAGGCAUUUCUUUUAUAUACCAAGGGAAUAAAAGCUACAAUCUAAAUAACAUUAAAAAUCAAGCAGAUGGAAACAUUUUUCAGGAGACAACUGAUAGCUUGAGGAUAUCACCCCCACUCCAUCCUAAAAGUUACAAAGAUAUUCUAAGCCAAGGAAAUUGCAUCAUAUUUCUGGAGACCACUGACAAACUGGAGCCAACAAACUUGGUACUAUGUGCAGUUGAAUCAGCAGCACUUGUUUACCCCAAUAGAUCUGUAAUUUUAUUUAUGAAAGGUUUGACAAAUUUGAAAUCAGAAGAUGAAAACAAUAUAAGAAGCCUUUUCCCAACCCUUUUGUCUUUCAAUAAUGUCUACAUAUUUCCUCUGCUAACAGAUGAAGUGUUUAAAGGUACACCCUUGCUAACCUGGUAUUUGAAGGUUAAUCCUAGUAUGGAACAAUAUUGGACCCAUGUACUUGCAGAUGGCUGCAGGCUGGCACUGAUUUGGAAAUAUGGCGGCAUGUACUUUGACACUGACAUUGUCUCAAUUCAACCAGUUCCAGUUGUCAAUUUUUUGGCAGCCGAGUCCUCUAAGUAUUCAAGUAAUGGAGCUCUUGGCUUUUCUCCACAUCAUGAAUUCAUCUGGAAAUGCAUGGAAGACUUUGUCCGUAACUAUAAGGGAGAGGUGUGGGGACAGCAAGGGCCUUUAUUAUUAACAAGAAUUCUAGAACAGAUUUGCUCUCAGCAUAGGUUUAUGGCUUUAGAGGAUAUUAUGUGUGGAAAUAUCACUUUCAUGAAUCCUGUCAGAUUCUAUUCUGUAUCUGGUAAUAAUUGGAGGACGUUCUAUGAAGUUUGGAAGCCAGUGCCAAUAUUCAACAACUCAUAUGGCUCACAUUUUUGGAACUACAUGAAUCAUGAGAAAGCAGCAAAGGUUGUGAUUCCUGGAAGUAACACUUUAGCAGAAUAUCUUUACAAACAAUUUUGUCCAAACAACUAUGAAGCUCUUAAGAGAAAAAAUUAAAACAACGUGUAAUUGUUUGUAAGGGGUAAAUUAUCUAACUCGGGUUUCAGAAACAUGCUCAUUAAAUCAGUUGCCAGCUUAAAGGGACAUGAAACCCACAUAAGUUAUUUUAAUGAUUAAGAUAGAGCAUGCAAUUUUAAACAGCUUUCUCAUUUACUUUUAUUAUCAAAUAAUCUUUGUUCUAUUUGUAUCUUUUGUUGAAUAGCAGGGACAUAGGCUCAGGAGCAUGCACAUGUUUGGACCACUAUAUUAUUAUUAUCAGGUAUUUGUAGAGCACCAACAGAUUCUGCAGCACUAUGACAUAGGUGGUAUACAAAAUAACAUUUACUGGGGUCAAGUGGGUAGAGAGCCCUGCCGAGAGUUGCACUUUUGUAGUAGGCUCUUAUGAAUGUCUUAUGAAUUAAGUUCCAUAACAUGGGAGCCAGUCUGGAAAAGUCUUGUAAAUGGGAAUGUGAGGAGGUAACAAGAGAGGAGGAGAGUAUAAUGAUCAUGAGCGAAGGGGAUGGGAGGGAGAGUAUCUGGAGACAAGGUCUAAGAUGUAGGAGGGAGCAGUGCAGUUGAGGGCUUUGUGUGUCAGAGUGAGAAUUUUGUGUUUAAUCUUGGAGGCAAGAGGAAGCCAGUGAAGGAAUUGGCAGAGAGGUGCAGCAGAUGAAGAGCGACAUGUAAGGAAGAUGAGCCUGGCAGAGACAUUCAUUAUGGAUUGUAAAGGAGCUAGGAGGCAGCUAGGGUGACCAGAGAGGAUGGAGUUGCAGUAGUCGAGGUGGGAAAGGAUGAGAGAGUGGAUUCAAAUCUUGUGUCUUGUGUAAGGAAAUUUCUAAUUUUAGAGUUGUUAUAAGGUGGAAGCGAUAGGCUUUAGUCAAGGACUGAAUGUGAGGAGUGAAAGAGAGAUCUGAGUCAAAUGUGACCCCAAGACAUCGGGCAUGUGGAGUUGGGAUAAUAAUGGAGUUAUCAAAAGUUAUAGAGAAAUGGGGGGUGGAGAUUUUGGAAGAAGUGGGGAAAAUAAGGAGCUCAGUUUUAGAGAGAUUUAGCUUGAGGUAGUGAGAGGACAUCCAGGAUGAGAUAUGAGAGAGACAUUUAGUUAUAUGGGUUAGCAAGGAAGGAGAUUGUUUUGGUGCAGAGAGGUAGAUUUUGGUGUCAUCAGCAUACAAAUGAUAAUGAAACUCAUGGGACUUUAUUAAGGAACCUAAUGAUGACGUGUAGAUUGAGAAGAGAAGGGGACCAAGGACAGAGCCUUGCGGUACUCCAACAGAAAGAGGUAACAGGGCAGAGGAUGCCACAGAGAAGUCUACACUAAAGGUAUGGUUAGACAGAUAAGAAGAGAACCACAAUAGAGAAGUGUUGCAGAUGCCGAAGGAAUGGAUGGUUUGGAGCAAAAGAGGGUGGUCGACAGUAUCAAAGGCUGCAGACAGAUCAAGGAGAAUAAGGAGAGAGAAGUGGCCUUUGGAUUUUGCUGUAAGUAGGUCAUUGAUAACCUUAACAAUUGCUGUCUCUGUGGAGUGUAGGGGGCAAAAUCCAGAUUGCAGUGGGUCAAGGAGGGAGUUUAAUGUAAGGAAAUGGGAUAGACGUGCAUAUACUAGCUUUUCAAGAAACUUUGAGGCAAGAGGGAGUAGGGAAAUAGGGCUGUAGUUGGAUGGGGAGGUUGGAUCAAGAGAGGGUUUUUUGAGGAUAGGUGUGACCAGUGUAUGUUUAAGAGAUGAGGAAAAUAUACCAGUGCUGAGGGAGAGGUUGAAGAUGUGUGUAGUAUAGGGGUAAGGGCAGAAGAGAGGGAGGGGAGUAGAUGUGAGGCGAUAGGGUCGAGGGGACAGGUAGUGAGGUGAGAGGAUAGUAUAAGGGCAGAAACUUCUUCUUCUAUAACAGGGGUAAAAGAGCAACAUUUUUGGCUAUGUGGGUUUUGGAUGAUUGUGAGCUUUUGAGGGGUUGGGAGACCAGUAGUAUGUUGAGAGUUGAUUUCAUUUCUUUUGAUGGAGUCGAUUUUGUUGUUGAAGUAGCUGGCAAAAUCUUGAGAUGAGAGAGAAGUUGUAGUGGGAGGUGGGCGGAGAAGAGUAUUAAAUGUGGAGAACAAACAUUUUGGGUUUGAAGAAAGAGUAGAGAUAAGAUUAGAGAAGUAAUGUUGCUUAUAUAGAUUAAGGGAAGAAUAGUAAGAAUUCAAGAUGAACUUAUAGUGAAGAAAGUCAGCUGAACUCUGAGAUUUCCUCCAGUGUCACUCAGCAGUACAGGAACAUCGGAAGGGGGUGGGUGGAAAUUCCCCCUAAGCAGACCUUUGCUGUUUAUACCCAAAUGUAAGCACCUACCUGAAUCAAUGUUUUGAUGCCAAAGAACCAUCAUAUUUUAAAUUAUGCACAGUUCAUGUGUACAUUAAAGGGUUAGUACAUUCAAAAUUAAACUUUCAUAAUUUAGAUACAGCAUACUAUUUUAAGCAACACACUGCUUGGAGCUAGCAGGUGAUAGGUGGCUGCAUUUAUGGCUCUUGUCACUACUCACUAGAUGUAUUCAGCAAGCUACAGUAGUUUAUUACUGAUCCUGAGUCUACUCUUCAACAAAGAAUACCAAGAGUUUAAAGCAAAUCUGAUUAUACAGUACAUGCAAAUUGCAUGCUCUUUCUGAAUCAUGGAAGUUUAAUUUGACAUUACUGUCCCUUUAAGCAACUUUCUCUUGCUGUUUUAUUUUUUUUAUCCUAUAACUUUUCAAAUCCUUAUAAUGCUCAAUAGGUUCAUUAUAAUUUAUAAUGUAUAAAUGACAUACGUCCAGAUUACGAGUUUUGCGUUAUGAGUGGCUCAGUGCUAACUUGCAAGUAAUUUCCAUCACUCACCUCUCUAUAGUGAUGCUAUUACAGGUUUUCAUAAACCUGGGGUUAGCGGGCAAUAUGUGAGCGUUGAGCAAAAUUGAGCUCCAUACCGCACUCAAAUACCAGCGCUGCUUUGAGCUGGUUUUACGUGCUUGUGCACGAUUUCCCCAUAGACAUCAAUGGGGAGAGCCGGCUAAAAAAAAGCCUAACACCUGCAAUAAAGGAGCGUAAAAGCGCCAUAACGCAGCCCCAUUGAUUCCUAUGGGGAAAUAAAAGUUAUGUUUACACCUAACACCCUAACAUAAACCCCGAGUCUAAACACCCCUAAUCUGCUGUCCCCAACAUUGCCAACACCUACAUUAUACUUAUUAACCCCUAAUCUGCCGCCCCCUACACCGCCGACACCUACACUUAUUAACCCCUAAUCUGCCGCCCCCGACAACGCCGACACCUACCUACACUGAUUAACCCCUAAACUGCCGCCCCCAACAUCGCCGCCACCUACCUACACUUAUUAACCCCUAAUCUGACGCCCCCGACAACGCCGACACCUACCUACACUGAUUAACCCCUAAACUGCCGCCCCCAACAUCGCCGCAACCUACCUACACUUAUUAACCCCUAAUUGGCCGCCCCAAUGUCGCCGCCACCCACCUACACUUAUUAACCCCUAAUCUGCCGCCCCCAACGUCGCCGCCACUAUAGUAAAGUUAUAAACCCCUAAACCUAACCCUAAAUGUAACCCUAACACUAAUACCCACUAACUUUAAUAUAAUUAAAAUAAAUCAAAAUAAAAAAUACUAUUAUUAACUAAAUAAUACCUAUUUAAAACUAAAUAUUUACCUGUAAAAUAAAC
Molecule: messenger RNA, 4751 nt
Organism: Bombina bombina (fire-bellied toad)
Lineage: Eukaryota; Metazoa; Chordata; Amphibia; Anura; Bombinatoridae
Product: alpha-1,4-N-acetylglucosaminyltransferase-like
Exons: 2
Coding region: 22-1110 (362 amino acids)
Biological process (GO): protein O-linked glycosylation
Molecular function (GO): acetylglucosaminyltransferase activity
Source: RefSeq, a predicted model, not a curated record